Laccaria bicolor S238N-H82 is the source of this 1131-nucleotide messenger RNA. RefSeq lists its product as uncharacterized. The record is from RefSeq and is a predicted model, not a curated record. The transcript is spliced from 7 exons. The coding region runs from base 1 to 1131 and encodes 376 amino acids. NCBI's taxonomy places the organism in Eukaryota, Fungi, Basidiomycota, Agaricomycetes, Agaricales, Hydnangiaceae.
AUGCCGUUUGGUGGCUUUCACAUUGCUUUGUUUGGAGAUUUCCCACAACUCCCUCCCAUCGGUGAUACUCCCCUCUAUUCUCCACCUUCAACAGCUACAACUGAUAAUGGUGCCCUAAGCCGGGAUGGCAGUGCACUUUACUGGCUAUUUGUGUCCAGUUUUUGUCUCCGUGUUAUUCACAGACAGCAAGGUGCUUCUAUAGAACAGGAAAACUUUCGGAAGCUUCUGUUACAUGCCUCAAAGGGUGGUCUAACUCAAGAAGACUGGACUCUUCUGGACUCUCGAGCUGAAAGGAGACUUGAUCCCGCUACACAGGCUCUUUUCCGAAAUGCUGUGUGCCUAUAUACGACACGAAAUGAUGUCCUAGAUCUAAAUAUGCACGAACUGCAGGCACUCAAUCAACCCUGGAGUGCAUUUGACCACUUGGUCAGGAUGUGGGUUAAUGCACAGCUUGCUGUAGGGCAAAAAGAUGGUAAAAGGGGUACAUUUUAUGUCGUGGUCAUUGUCAUGGUGGUCCCCGUCGCGUUCAUCGGGCUGGUCCUCUGUGGCGUCGUUUCACAUUGUGGUGGUCCAUCGUGUCAUGGUCACCAUUGUCCAUCGUGUGUGGUCAUUGGUGGUGCAUUGUCGUCCAUGGCGGUGGCCCUCGCAUCGUCGUGGUACAUCGUGGUCUGUGGUCGUCCGGUGGCCCUCGCAUCGUCGUGGUACAUCGUGGUCUGUGGUCGUCUGUUUGCUUUGUGCUCGUCUGUCGUGGUCGCAUGGUCCCUCAUCCCUUGUGAGCAAGGAGUGAGGAGGAGAGGGCUGUAUACUCACCUGAAGAUCAGCUACUGCAACGCGACCCUCGCAUCCAUCAACCCGCUUGCUGCCAUGUGCUUCCACCUCGCUCUUGACGCAGUCAAGUCCGAUGGUCCUCGAUCCGGUGAUGACGAACAACGAAUUGGUCGUUGUUCGUCAUUUGAUUGCCAUGUCGCUGUCGGCAACAUGGCAGCUGUUGUCUGGGUUGGUGGUGGUGAUGGGUGCUCGUCACCCGUUGUCGUUAGAGUGGUGAUGAUGGCGGGCGCUCAUCGCCAUCCGUGGGUGGUAGGCACUCACGGUCGUUGUGGUCGUAGUGGUGGGCGGUCGCCUGUGGUUUGA